Messenger RNA from Diospyros lotus (date-plum), 2188 nucleotides. Its product is annotated as ankyrin repeat-containing protein NPR4-like. The transcript has 7 exons. Bases 178 to 2004 code for a protein of 608 amino acids. The record is from RefSeq and is a predicted model, not a curated record. Lineage: Eukaryota; Viridiplantae; Streptophyta; Magnoliopsida; Ericales; Ebenaceae. Gene Ontology annotation, molecular function: protein binding.
ACUUUGAGCCCUCCUCCAAAGAGAUAAGAAAGGAGGGCCAAGAAAUUGGCUGAGAGAGCUGGAGAUGUACUCGUUGGGUUAGGUUCUGAAAGUCGGGAAUAAUUGGCUGUUGAAGCACACAUUGGAGGGUUUCAAGUGUUCAAAUUAAAGGGUAAAGCACUAAAGCUACAAGUGUAGAUGGAGUACCAGAAAUACGUGGCAUUGCGCAGAGCUGUUGCGGAAGGCAAUUGGGAGAGCGCCAAGAAAUUCUUUGAGAAAAACCAAGAUGCAGUCACUGCCAAUAUCAACUCGAACCAGGAGAAUGCACUGCACGUAGCAGUCCAAGCAGGAAAGAAGGGAAUCGAUGUCGUGAAGAAUUUGGUGGAAAAAAUGCCGAUUGAGGCCCUCGAACAUAAAAAUGUUUAUGGCCAAACUGUACUUAGCUACGCUGCUAUUGUUGGUAACACGAGUGCUGCGGUUAUUCUGGUGGAAAAACGUCCCCCGUUGUUGUAUAUUAGCAACAAUUCUAGGGUUCUACCGAUCCACCUGGCUGCCAGAUAUGAUCACAAGGAUACUUUCCAAUACUUGUUGUCACAGACUCAAGAGGAGCAAGGUGGUGUUAGGCCUUUUGCAGACAGAUCCGGGGUUCGGCUUGUUAGACAAGUAAUAUUUUCUGGAUACUACGAUGAGGCCCUAAAAUUGAUUGAUCGGAAUCCCGAACUGGCAAAAUUACAACUUCCCACUGGUGUUAGUGUUUUAUCAGCAAUAGCUUCGAACGUGUUGGCGUUCCAAAGUGGGAGUCAUCUAUCCUUUUGGAAAAAAGCUAUCUAUUCUUGUGUUCCGGAGAAGUUGGACAAGUAUGCUCAAGAAUGCAGCAGAUCUGACAUUGAGGACCAAACUUUUGUGCGAAGCUUCUGCAUUCCAGUGAGCCAAAGAUUACAAGCCAUGCUUUACAAAGUCUUGGCGUUCUUAGUGCCUCACAUUAAACACAUCGGGGAGAAAAAACAAGAGCAUUAUCAAGCAGUUGGGCUGGUGAAAUCGUUGUGCCAGCAAAUUGCAACUGUAAGUGACGACAAGGCUUAUGAAUCAAUUCUGAAAGGCCCACUGCUUUCCGCAGCAAAAUUAGGAGUUAAAGAGGUGGUGAAAGAAAUAUUGGAUUCGUUUCCGGAUGCAGUUUGGUUUACUGAUGAUAACAAUCAUAAUGUAUUCCAAUUGGCAAUUUUACACCGUCAGGAAAAAGUUUUCAGCAUCAUAUAUCAGAUGGAUCUCAUAUCCCAUCGCUUGGACAAGGAAGAGAACAAUAUAUUGCAUUUGGCGGCGAGACUGCCACCUCGAAGCAUACUAAAUCUUAUUCCUGGUGCAGCAUUUCAAAUGCAACGUGAGUUGCAAUGGUUUGAGGAACUCAAGAACCUUGUGCCACUCGAAUGUAGACAGAAGAAAAACAAGCUUGGAGAAAUUCCUACCAUGAUAUUUACUAAAGCACACAAGGACCUAGUAUGUGAAGGAGAGAAAUGGAUAAAAGAUACAACAAAUUCAUGCGCAAUUGUGGCAUCCCUGAUUGCCACUAUAGCUUUUGCAGCUGGAAUCACUGGUCCUGGCAACAAUGACCACAGUGGCCUCCCGAUUUUCUCUAAAGAAAGAGCAUUCAUCAUCUUUUCCAUUUCAAAUGCAUUUUCUUUAUUCACAUCCGCGACUUCUCUAUUGAUGUUCUUGUCCAUCCUAUCUUCACGCUAUGAAGAAAGAGAUUUUCUUGAUGCUCUUCCCAAGAGGCUGAUGAUUGAUCUUGCCACCUUGUUUCUCUCCAUAAUAAGCAUGAUGAUAACCUUCGCAGCUUCCCUCUAUCUUGUGGCGGGAAAAUACAAGGACAUGAUACUAAUUACUGCAGCACUAGUAGCUUGUGUUCCAAUCUAUAUUCUCCCGUCCUUUCAGUUCCCCUUCCUCUUGGAUCUAAUCUAUUCAUCAUAUGGUACCAUUUUUGAUAAGAAAAAUAAAAAUUAUCGCCCCAUUUUCUUACAAGGCAAGUAGUCUGAGUAUUCUAACCUCCCACUCCAUCAAAUAUGGUCACUGUUUGGCCAAGGACAUUGAUGAGGGUGGGUCUGUGUUGUAAUCAGAAAUUUCUAGGUUUCAUAGAUGUUAAACAUAAACAGGAUUGUAAAAUUUGUACGGUUUCAUACUAGUUUAUAUAUUGCGAAAUGCGUUAGUUAUUUUA